AUGGGAAGUAGCAGUUCGAAACGCUCAAGCAGAAGCAACAGUCGCAGUUCGUCUUCUACUUUGGUACAGAAUCCUCAGCAGAAUUACUACGCGCCACAACAUUCCUCUGCGGCUCCUGUUUCCUCUAACAAUUAUGGAUUUCAAACGUCUUCACAGCCACAGAAGAAACAAGGCAAUAAGUAUUCGCUCAUCCGCGAUGACUAUCGUUCCAUUGAUGAGGUUACGGCAGCUCUUUCGCAAGCCGGUUUGGAGUCAUCGAAUCUGAUUGUUGGUAUUGAUGUCACAAAGAGCAACGAGUGGACAGGAGAGAGAUCAUUCAACAGGAAAAGCUUACAUGACAUUGGACCAACUCCAAACCCGUACGAGCAAGCGAUUUCCAUCAUCGGAAAGACUUUGUCCUCUUUUGAUGAGGAUAACUUGAUCCCUUGUUAUGGAUUCGGAGAUGCUACAACACAUGAUCAGGAUGUCUUCAGUUUCUAUCCGGAUGAUACAUUCUGUAACGGGUUUGAAGACGUUCUUACGCGCUACAGAGAGAUUGUUCCACAGCUUCGUCUUGCAGGACCAACUUCUUUCGCACCCAUUAUCGAAAGGGCCAUGACGAUUGUGGAAGAAAGUGGAGGGCAGUACCAUGUUCUUCUCAUCAUUGCUGAUGGACAGGUUACAAGAAGUGUUGAUACACAGCACGGUGGCCUCAGUUCACAAGAACGAAAAACCAUUGAUGCCAUUGUUAGAGCAAGUCGAUAUCCGUUAUCGAUAGUUCUUGUUGGUGUUGGAGAUGGUCCUUGGGAUACAAUGAGACAGUUUGAUGACAACAUCCCCGCUCGUGCCUUUGACAAUUUCCAGUUUGUUAAUUUUACGGAGAUUAUGUGGAAGAACAUUGAUCCUGCAAGAAAAGAAGCUGAGUUUGCACUAUCCGCUUUGAUGGAGAUCCCGGCUCAGUAUAAGGCUACUCUCGAGCUCGGCUUACUCGGACGGAGAGCUGGAAAUUGUCCAAACAAGAUUGCUCGUCCACCACCAGUAAGUGGUAUGCAUCGAUAUUUAAGCAGCAACAGCUCGAAAAGUUCUUGGUCAAGCAGUGUUGCCACGGCACCGCCUUGCUCAACUGGUAGUAACGAGAGCGAGGCUUGUCCGGUCUGUCUGGUUAAUACAAAGAACAUGGCAUUUAGCUGUGGACACCAGACUUGCCAAGAUUGUGGAGAAGCCAUUCAAGUCUGUCCUAUUUGCCGCUGCUCAAUCGCAACUCGUAUCAAGCUCUACUAA
Microthlaspi erraticum is the source of this 1260-nucleotide messenger RNA. NCBI's taxonomy places the organism in Eukaryota, Viridiplantae, Streptophyta, Magnoliopsida, Brassicales, Brassicaceae. The record is from the annotation of a GenBank genome assembly.